AUGGUCUCUGGCUCGCUCCACUCCUCACUUCCUCUCAAGAGAAACAGCUCUUUGGCUGACUUGACCACCACCAAUAUCGCUCACUCCUCCUCUGCACUCAACAGGAACCCCAUCUCUCUUCCCUCUGCCUCCACAAAAUCACACUCCUCCUCUGUUCCCUCUGCUGCACCCCAGCCUGCGAAAAAAAACCCAGCAAAGAAACCCAGGAGAAACAGAGUGCCCAUCUCUUGCACCAUCUGCAGAAGAAGAAAGGUCAAAUGUGACAAAAAAAGACCUGUAUGUUCAACCUGUGUCAAAACUGGUGUUCCCCAUCUAUGCCACUUUAUUGAUCCUCCAUGGGCCUAUCCAGACGAAUCCCUACUAAGAAACUACAACAAUACUUCUUCCAUCACCACCUCUAAUUCCAAUCACAAAAUAUCCACCACCACUAUUACUAAUAACAAUAACAAUAAUAAUAACAACACCACUAAUAACAAUCAUGAUAAUGGCAAACACAAACUAAACCAAAACUUACCUGAUGCUGAAAAAUUGGAAAAAGAUAAAGAAAUUGAAUCUCUUAAAAAGCAGAUUAACGACCUCAAACAGCAGCUACUAUCCUCAAACAUAAACUCUUCUUUGUCUUUACCAGUCGCUUCAAACGAUUUAAAUACCAACAUGAACAUAAAUAACAUGGCUAUGACUAUGAACAUGAACAUGGACAAUAUCAACAACAUGAACAAUAUAAAUAAUAUAAAUAAUAUGAAUAAUAUGAAUAAUAUGAAUAAUAUGAAUAAUAUGAAUAAUAUGAGUAAUAUGAGUAAUAUGAAUAACAUGUCCAACAUCACCAGCAUAACCAACAUGAACGAUAUUAACAAUAUAAACAACAUGAACAAUAUGAACAAUAUAAACAAUAUAAAUAAUAUGGGUAUGAACAACAUCAAUAACAUGAACAUGAACAAUAUGAACAAUAUGAACAAUAUGAAUAUGAACAUGAAUAUGAAUAAUCUUAACAACAUCAAUAACUUAGGUGCAAUCACCAAUAUCAAUAAUCUCAACAACAUGAACAAUAUGAACAGCAUGAACAACAUGAACAUGAACAUGAACAUGAAUAAUCUUAACCUCAACACCCUUCAUCUUAACAACCUCAACAACCUAAACAACAUCAAUCUUAACAACAUCCUACUUAACUCUCCUAUAGACCUACAACUUGACAAGAAAAACUUCAUCAACUCAAUCAAAUCUCUAAAAAUCAAAAACCUAAAAGAAUUCUCCUUAACUUCAAACAAACAUUUCAAAUUCUUUGGUCUAAUCAACUGGCUAAAUCUAAUGAGAUUAGACUUCUUUGCUAAAUUACUAUGGUUUAUCAUCUUUAAAAAAUUCAGCUUUUUCUUCAAUAAAUACAUUCUCAAAAAAUUGAAGAAAAAAAACUUAAACAAACCCACUUCUGAUACUGAUAAUACAAACACUAAAAUCCCUCCAACUUCAACAAAAAAAUGCCCAUUCCAAUUCCAUAACUCUUCCUCAAUUUCAACUCCACUUUCAAAUUCAAAUUUAAAUUUAUCUCCUUCAGUUGAUCCAGAUUUCUCAAUAUCUUCCUUUAUAACUUCUCCUGAUAACUCAAAUAAUAAUAAUAACAAUAAUAAUAAUAAUAAUAAUAAUAAUAAUAAUAAUAAUAAUAAUAAUAAUAAUAAUAAUAAUAAUAAUAAAAAUAAUAAUAAAAAUAAUAAUAAUAAUAAAAAUAAUGACGAAAACUUAUCGUCAAAGUUUACUCCUUCCACAGCUGCAAAUGAAAACUUUAUUGAUAAUUUAUUCACAACCAAAAAUGACUUGGACGACUUGAAUAACCAAAACUAUCAAAUGGACCAAAAAGAAAUCGAUUUCACAAAUCUUUAUAAUAAAAAAUGGAACAUAAAUAAUCUAAGCCAAAAUUCUGUUCCUUUAAAGAAAAAAAAAUCUUUCUUAAACUCUUCCUCAAAAAAUAACUUGAAACUGAAAUUAAAUAUAAAUUUUAAAAAUAAAAUGGAUCCAUCUGAUCAAAUAAACCAAAUAAAUCAAAUAGACCAAACAAAUCAGAAUAGCGUAAUAAAUCAAAAUAACAUAAUAAUCCAAAACAAUUCUCAAAACAAUUAUCAAAACAAUUAUGAAAAUAUCUCUCGUUGUCCCUUCAUGUCCUCAAACUUGCAAAACUCAUAUAACCUCCAAUGUCCUAUCAUCAAGAAUCCAAAUCUUGAUAGUAAUAAAAAUCCCGAGGAUUUUAUUAGAGAACUACCCCAAAUAUUUUCUUCCAAUAUUGAUUCUAUUCCAAUGAAACCUCAUGGAAGAACAUUUUCUCAGGAAUUCUCCACAAUAACUGACGAACUUGACCCAAGCAAAAUUAUUAAUAAUCUUGAUAAUAGUGUCAAUUUGAUAUCAACUGUUCCUACCAUGGAAUCCAAAACUGCAAACAUGAUCAUUGAAAACGUUGUCACAAAUGAAAUAAAAAAUAAUAUAAUUGAGCCGAAUGUUUGUCCGUUGAUGAUGGGUGAUGCAAAAAAAACAUUUAGAAACUUCACUAACGAUGGCUCAUUUAUUUGUCCAGUUGUUGGCUGCUCUAGUAACAAAAAAAAGACCUCAAAAAAUAACAAUAAUGAUAAUGCAUUAAACACUAAAAAUACAGUGGAAAGUACAAACGAUAUCACAAGUAAUCUUGCUCAAAGUGUAAAUAACAGCGGCAAUAUUGAUAUUAAUACUAAAGAUCAAUCAACUAGAAAUAAGUCCAGGGAAUUUAUCGAAAGACUUAAUUCCUCCAAAAAAUCAAUCUCUUCUACCCCUAGUCCAGGAACUGUUUUACAACUAACUUCAAUGAAAACACAAAAGCUUAAAAGUUAUUUGGCGAUUAACCAAAUCAAACAUCUUGAAACUUCUUUACCAUCAAAAAAAGUUGUUUGGCUAUUGAUAGACAGGUUUUUUAAAAUCCUCUAUGUCUAUAUUCCUUAUGUUGAUGAGAUUGAUUUUAGAACUAGAAUCAAACUAUUAAUUGGUGACAGACAUGAUCAGCAUCAAAAAAUCCAAUUUAAAGAAUAUUAUAUAACAAAUCCAAAUGCAAAAGGCAAGCAAAAACACAAAACCUUUAAAUAUACGCCAGAUGACUACGCAUAUCUUGGAAUUUUGCUUGUAAUGCUAAGAUUGUCAUGGUUGACUUUGCCUUGUAAUAAUGUGAAUCUCCAUUUAUCUAAUGAAAUUAAUGAUAAGAAAAAAAUGAAUGCUUAUAUGAAGACAAACAAAGAAGACUCAAAAUUUAUUAGAAUAUUGUCUAAACCUGAAAAUGUUAUUCAUCUUAGUUUGAUAGACUCAUUAAGGCACUGUUUUUCAAAGAUUAAUUUGCUCUCCCAAACCUCAAUUCCAAUUAUUCAAGUAUCUUUGUUUAUGAAAUUGUAUUUUCAGUAUGCACCAGAGGAUGGUGAUGGUUCUGAUGGCUCUGAAUCAUCCAUAUUCUUAGGCACCUUAAUACAAAUGGCAAUGAGCAUUGGAAUCCAUAGGGAUCCAACUAGCUUUGAGAAUUUUGAGCCAAAAGGAGUUGAUAUCAAUAAGAAUGAUAGCAAAGACCAUAAAGACAGAUCGGUUCAUUUAUGGAGAAAAAUAUGGUAUAAAUUGAUUGAUUUAGAUACUAGACAAAGUUUUAUGCUAGGAUCACCUAAAAUUAUUAGUUUUGAGACAAUAAAAUUCUCUGACACCAAACUUCCUUCCUCAAAUUUUGAUUUUAUUAAGGAAGAUCCAAGAGAGCUUGAAGUUGUGGAAAAUAUUAAAAUACAAUAUUCCAUUAACAAGAUAAUUUCUGAAACCAUGAUUGAAUUAUUGAGAAUUGAUAGAAAUCUUACCAUUUCAGAGCUUGAUGAUUUGAUAGAGAAAAUAAAAGGACAUAUAUCUUUGGGUAAAAGCAAUUCGAGUAGCGAUUGUUUAUUAGAGAGAGACUCCUUAUUGGUGAAUAAAACCAUUGAUGAACCACUAUAUAAGGCGUCUUCAAGAGCAGUCAAGUUUGAAUUGUAUUUACAGAUGAAUUUGUUUAUUUUUCUUUUAAAUUAUACGAUAUUUAUUCAACUAAAUCUAAGAAAAAGUCCCUAUAUUGAAUUAUUGUACAAGAAUAGCAGCAGCAGCAAAACUUCGUUUUAUCACGAAGAGUUUAAUAAGUUAAUAAAUCAAUACGAUCAGUCUUCAUUGAAUUCAGCAUUUGAGAAUUGCCUCAUCUCUCGAAAAGUUCUUGAAGAAUCAAACAAAAUAUUUGGAACUGGUGCUGAUUUGAUAUUGAACCCAUUGGUUUUGUUAACCUCUCAUAGGUCGUUGCAAUUUAUAAUAAGUGUCAUUGUGAAAAUAAAAUGUUAUCCAUUUAUUGAAAAAUUGAAAUCCAAAAUACCCCAUGAGGAAUUGUUUGAGACAGACCAUCAAGAAAAAAUUAAAACAUCCGAAAACAAUGACAAUAGUAUAAAAUUUACAUCCUAUCAUGGAUAUGAUAUUCCAGUAUUGGAUUAUUCACAGAGCAAAUCUCCCGAAUUACCAAUUGCAUUGAUUGAUAAAUUAGAAGCAUUUCAAAAGGUAAUAGACAACUUAAGUUUUAAGUAUUAUUAUGCCUGGAGAAUGUCAAAAUCUAUGAAGUUUUUUAUUCUUUUACUAAAACAAAACGAUCAGUUUUUGCUUCAGGAUUUGACUCCAAUAAGUGAACAAAACCUUACAGAAAAUGGAAGUGAAAUCAACAUGUCAAAUUUGAAUGCUAUAGGAAAUAACCCCAUGUUUAAUAAAUCCAUUGAAAAAUGUCCAUUUUAUAAGGUUGAGGUUAAAGGAUUUGGAAUUAAAACCGAACCUGGCUGCAAUAAAGAAUCAAGUUUUUCUUUUAUAUCACAUCAAAAGCAGUCACCAAUCACUCCUCAAAUAACUGAAGAAAAGGUAACUGGACUUGAUUUGGUGUCCUCUCAAAAUCCCCAAAGCUUACACAAUUAUAACAACGCAUUUAAUGACAAUCUAAACAACGGUUUGUUGAACUUUGAUAGUGAAAAAAACAGCAUUCUGAAUAUCAAUGGAAACAAUGAUCUGGCAAUUGUCAUGAGCUCAAGUGUGUUUGAGCCAGCUCCCCAGUAUAAUUCAAAUCAGAUUAUUUCAUUGAAUACUUCCAUAAAUAUGACAAACAACAACAGUGAUCAGUAUUUCAACAAUUUCCAGAAUUCAAGCAGUACAAGUCUCAUAAACACUGCUGACAUUAGAGAGUUCAAUAUUGGGGCUGAUCUUGAAAUGAAACAUGUUCCCAACCUGAACGUUCUUGAUAUGAAUCAAAAUAAUAGUAUGGUGGGAAAUCUAUCAUUAGAUUUACUAUUCAACGAUCCCAAUAAUUUUUUUUCGGGCAUAAAUAAUGAUGUUUUGAGUUUGAAUAAUGAGUUGUUUUCUCCAUUAUCGUCCUCUUUUGAGACCAUUCUUGAAAAUCAUUUAUCGGAAACUAAGUAUGAUAAAGCAAUUUUUGGGCCAGUAGCCAGUGAUAACUCAAAAGAACAGCCCAAAAAGAACAGUUAA
Molecule: messenger RNA, 5514 nt
Organism: Ascoidea rubescens DSM 1968
Lineage: Eukaryota; Fungi; Ascomycota; Saccharomycetes; Ascoideales; Ascoideaceae
Exons: 1
Coding region: 1-5514 (1837 amino acids)
Biological process (GO): DNA-templated transcription; regulation of transcription by RNA polymerase II
Cellular component (GO): nucleus
Molecular function (GO): RNA polymerase II cis-regulatory region sequence-specific DNA binding; zinc ion binding; DNA-binding transcription activator activity, RNA polymerase II-specific
Source: RefSeq, a predicted model, not a curated record